UUUACCCCACCAAAGACGAUAUAGUGUGGCGAGAAUAGCCCUCAGGCAAGUCUAAGGCACCUUCUCAGGUACCGUCAGGCAUGAACUAAGGCAUCUGAGGCAAGAUUUGUCCUCAAGCAAGUCUGAAGCAUGUCCCCAGGCACGCCUCAAGCAACAAAAUGCACCUCAAUCCACACGGAUUCCAACAGCAUGGUCCCCAGCAGCCGCAGCAACAGGUGGAGGAGGGAACCAUCACCAUCCAUUCUCCUUCUCCAACAGGGCUGCGGCAUCGCCUCCGCAACUACAUUACAGUAGGCGCCUCGUGGAAUUCGUUGCCGGAGAUGUGGGACUUCUUGGCGGGAGAGUGCGGAGACUUGACCGCCAUCGUAGACCCCGUACACCCCCCCGACAUGCCGGACGGAAAGCGGCCACCCAAGGGAUCAGAGACACGACUCACGUACUCGGAGAUGCGGACGAGCAUCGGGUCGAUGGCGGCCGCGCUUAUCGGCUUGGGAUUGGAGAAACAGGACUGUGUUUCGGUGUUUUCCGAGAACAGCUACCGAUGGCUCAUCGCGGAGCAGGGGAUCAUGAAAGCCGGAGGGUGUAACGCUGUCAGGGGCGCGACGGCUCCGGUGGCCGAGCUCAGGUAUAUCUACGGUGACAGUGAGUCCGUCGGUGCUGUGGUGGAGACGCCAAAGCUUUUGAAGCUCUUGGUGGAGGAGGGCGGCAAGGGGUUGGAAGGAGCUGAUGGGGCGGAGCCCCGGUUUUUGAUGGUACUGUUUCCCGGAGGCAAGAACGGCAAGGAACUGCAGGAGUCCCUCAACAUUCCCGAGUCCAUCAAGGUAGUAACCUUCUCGGAGUGCUUGGACAAGGGAGGCGUGUUGGACGCUGCUCCUGUAGUGGAGCGAUCGAUGAAGGCCACGUUGGUGUACACCUCCGGCACUACGGGAAAGCCGAAGGGGGCCGUCUUGACACACGCUAACCUGCUGCACCAGGUUUCGCAAAACUCUUUCGACCGGUCAGAGGGGAGCCCGAUGAAUCCGUGGGUGGGGGACGUGUUCGUGUCCAUCUUGCCUUGUUGGCACAUCUUCGAGCGGACCGCAGAGUACUUCACGCUCACACGAGGCGUCACCAUGGGGUACUCGAACGUCCGCAACUUCAAGAGCGACCUGAAGAAGUUUAAGCCUCACUUCCUGAUCGUCGUACCGCGGCUGCUGGAGACGAUCUGGAAGGGAGUGCAAACCCAGCUUGAGGCCAAGAGCAAGGGAGCGCAGAAAGCGGCGGGGGCUCUAACUAGAGUUUCCAGCCUGCGCAUGAAGGCCGCCAGAAGAUUCAGCGGGACUGUCAUUCGGGAUAGCAAACCAAAAGGCCCAGAAAAGGCGUUAUCGGCGGUGCUUAUGGGCGUCACGCUGCCCCUAAAGCUAGCCGCGGAGAAGCUGGUGUGGGGAAAGAUCAGGGACGGGGUUGGCGGCCGGGUGAAGGUCGUGGUGUCUGGGGGCAGCAGCCUUCCGUCUUUCCUGGAAGACUUCUUCGAGAUGGCUGGAGUCAGGGUGCUGGUGGGAUACGGCCUGACGGAGACUUCGCCCGUCAUCGCAAAUCGCGUCGCGACUGAGAAUACCAAGGGUACCACUGGAAAACCCGUUCCUGGAUCGGAGGUCAAGAUCGCUGAUCAGGAGACUGGCCAGCAGGUGGCUGUGGGACAGACGGGAAAAAUCCUCAUCAGGGGACCGCAAGUGAUGUCCGGGUAUCAAAACAACCCAGAGGCUACGGCGGCUGUUAUCGACAAGGAUGGAUACUUCGACACCGGUGACUUAGGGCGGUUCAACCCUAUCACGGGAGACCUGAUCGUGACUGGGCGAGCAAAAGACACGAUCGUCCUGAGCAAUGGCGAGAACGUUGAGCCCCAACCACUAGAGGACGCUAUCUCGGGUGCGUGUUCCCUGAUCGACCAAGUGAUGCUGUUCGGGCAGGAUGAACGUUUCCUUGGGGCGAUAGUCUGCCUCAACCCUUUGAACAUGGGGGCUGCCGGCAUCAUUUCGCAGGAGGAUGCAAGUCGCUAUUCUGGGCUGCUCGGUCCGACGCCGCUAACAACUGGACCGGCUGGCACCCCUAAGGAGCUCGCAGAUGCAGAGAAGGAGAUUUUGGGCGCCCCUGGUCUUGAAAGGGCCGUCAUGGACCAGCUGAAGGCGGUAGCCGGGGAAGAACGUCCUUGGGAACAGGUCGGCAGCGUGAUCAUGAAGUUCGAGCCCUUCACGACGUCCAACGGGCUCAUCACGCAGACGCUCAAGACCAAGAGGAACGUGGUUGCGGAGAGGUUCAGCAAGGAGAUCGAUGCCCUUUACGCUGCGAAACGUUGAUUGAUUGAUUCGACUCGGUUCGGUUCGACUGGACGCCACCAGUAGCACAAUGGCGUCGGAGGCAGGACAUGACCUCUCUCUUCUUGUAAUUUUAGUUGAAGGAACCGUGGCUGAAUCAUCGAGCCGCACGGCCAGGCUGCUCCUUCCGCUGGGGGGGCGAAAAGACUCAGACCGCGAAACAGGGCGAAUUCGAACGAUGUUGUGGUAGCGGCAGCGUUCCGAUGAUUUUUUGUUUUGUUUUUUGUAAUUUGUUUCAAGUGCGAGGUCUGUCUUUGACCGGUGCAAUGUAUGCGUUUUUUUUUGCUGCGAGUUGCAAAGCAGUACAGUUGUAGAAUUAGAGGUCCUCAGCACAUUAGUAAGACUUUUCCCUUUUCCGGUGUUGUUUGCUAACCCUAGAGCAUAUCAAUGUCCUUAGACGCCCCGUGGCAUUGCGUGAUGCGUUCGUUUCGUUUCGUUUGGGUUUUUGCUUUGCUUUGAGGGAAGGGGCCCUCCUGAGGGACAUGACUACAAGUAUCCUUGUUCACAAACGCACCAUUUCGUCUUCUUUUUCUUGUGUCCAGGCAAUCAACGCAGUUGCCUUCGUCAUUUUCCUGAGGAUUCUUACCGAGAGUAUCCGAGCGGGGGUACAUGGUAACAACCAUGCAGCGCUAAUCAGGUCGCCCCGGUGGUCUAGUUGGUAUCCUCGAAACCUUGU
Messenger RNA from Ectocarpus siliculosus, 3030 nucleotides. Lineage: Eukaryota; Phaeophyceae; Ectocarpales; Ectocarpaceae. The record is from the annotation of a GenBank genome assembly.